CUUUGAUGUGACAGUCCCUGGCUUGUUAACAUUAUGUCACCUCCAUUUUUAGCAUACUGUUAACCCCUAAUUUGCAUAACGGAAGCCUCCUAUCGUUAGAGGACGAAAGGGAAAGGUUUUCUAUAGCAAGGUGUGGUACCGGUGAAAAAUGAAGUGGACAGUUGUUGGAGUGUUGAUUACUGUUCAGUUCAUUUCUAUUGUUUGUGGAGUACAAGAUAGCCAGCAGACGAUCCAUGAUCAUUUACAAUCGGAACACCUUAUCCCUGUUCAAAGCCAAGCAGCAAAGUCUCAUCUGGUAUACGAAGGUAGCGGGGACAUAAAUGACCAAUCAGAGAAGACCCCUGUCUACAAGGUCACCCGACCUCCUCCGUCUUCCAAACCGCCGAAGGAGGCACAAAACUUUGAAAAUGGUGCUUCCGUUGUGAUCCUACAUAAACCGUCGCCUGCUAUUAUAGUUCUGAUAGUGAUUCUGAUACUUCUGCUUCUGACGUCACUGCUCGCCAUUGGUUAUCUUUGGAGGCGCGUUCGAGUUCUAAAGGAGAGACAACACAAAAAGCCAUACCCCACAGAGGGGGAGUUUGACGAGGAUGAAUACUCAGUGAUGAUGGACUGGAACACCACUUAACACUCAUCAGGGCUGCAAUCCUGUCUACAAAAGCUGUCUCCUAGUUAACGAGGAUGCGCGAUGACCUGGGCUAUUCCAGGUCUAGCAGUGCAAGAAUUAACUAUUAACAACAUUGUAAAAUUUCUACAGUUGUAAAAAUUGUGAAACUUACCAAUUAUUACAAAACGGUCUCAAUACUCCAUCGAAAAUUAUUUUUAUCAAGUUUCUGUAAUAAACAAAGAU
Saccostrea cuccullata (small rock oyster) is the source of this 847-nucleotide messenger RNA. RefSeq lists its product as uncharacterized. The coding region runs from base 149 to 625 and encodes 158 amino acids. Lineage: Eukaryota; Metazoa; Mollusca; Bivalvia; Ostreida; Ostreidae. The record is from RefSeq and is a predicted model, not a curated record. The transcript is spliced from 4 exons.